Numida meleagris (helmeted guineafowl) is the source of this 3897-nucleotide messenger RNA. It is a transcript of the gene SLC26A8, whose product is annotated as solute carrier family 26 member 8. The transcript has 20 exons. NCBI's taxonomy places the organism in Eukaryota, Metazoa, Chordata, Aves, Galliformes, Numididae. The record is from RefSeq and is a predicted model, not a curated record. The coding region runs from base 659 to 3319 and encodes 886 amino acids. Gene Ontology annotation, biological process: transmembrane transport. Gene Ontology annotation, molecular function: chloride transmembrane transporter activity; bicarbonate transmembrane transporter activity; sulfate transmembrane transporter activity. Gene Ontology annotation, cellular component: membrane.
CAGCAGUGCUGCUCCUGUGGACCGCAGAGGGUUUACGGGAGUGCUCUGUUCCCUCUGCGGGUCUCUGGGCCUGUGGAAGUGCGAGGAGCUGAGCUGGUACUGCUAUAUCCCUGUCUGGUUGGACUUCAGUUUGCAAACUCAAGGUUCUUUUUAACUUUCUUUGUUGUGUAACCUUACCUUGAAAAAAGGUGAUUGUGCUCGAACAGCAAAGGCUUCAAGAACUUUUACUGGGUAUGAACAAAAUGGCUCUUCUCUGAAAAGACCUUUGUGUAUCUCCUUUUUAAAAAGAGGAAGAAACCAUGCUGUAGGAAUGGACUGUGCCUGAGACUUGUCUGCUGCUGGCUCUUCCUGUGGUUUAGAAUGACUGAGGAGUGUGUAUGUGUUGAUGGACAUGCCUCAAGGGUGUCAGAGUCCCUGCUGUUCUAUCAGAAGUGGCGUAUCUUAGUGAUGCAAAACACUAGACCUGUGCAAAUGGAUCCUGACAGUUCAGGAAACAAAAUAUGAGGAGAAAACUUAAAUCCCAGUGAUUUUUUUUUUUUUGCAGGUAUUUCAUUCACCUCGACUAUUUCUUCCAGUCUCACUGCCAAGAAUGAGAGCUUUCAUUGUCAUCUCUGGUAUUUGAUAUUCCUCAGUUUUUCACUGUGAUCAAAAAGAAAAUAUGGAGCUAGUCAAUGAUACAGUCCAUACUAGGAGGCAACCAGCAGUUUACGGAGUCCAAGGAGAAAUGCAGACUGAGGAGCACAUACAAGCACUCCUGGAAAGAAACGUACCUUCUGCCUUUGGUGGAGAGCCUCAAAUCCCUGAAAAGAAGAGAUGGCUACAUGGCAGGUUCUCCUGGGAGGGGUUCAAAAAGAUCAUAUACAAGAGGUUCCCGGUCCUGAAUUGGCUUUUUUCCUAUCAGUUCAGAGAAUGCAUCUUGAAGGACCUCCAUGCAGGCCUAAAUGUUGGGAUGGUUCGGGUUCCUCAAGAUUUUUGCUUUCUAGGGCUGUUAGAAUUUUGGCUGACCAGGUUACCUCUACCAGUGAUCAAUGGCUUCCUUUCUGCAUUCUGCUGCUCAAUGCUGUAUGUUGUAUUUGGAACUUCUCAUCACAUGUCAAUUGGCUCAUUCAGCAUCCUAAAUCUGGUGGUGAAAAAUAUUCUCAAGUCCCUUGAUCUCAACGAAACAUUGUCCUUUAAUAGUUCACUGGUCAAUUUUUCAGACCCUACACUUUUGAAAGGUUACAUGGAGGCCUUGACACUCACUGCGUCAAUAACGUUUAUGACUGGCAUAAUUCAGUUGCUGCUAGGCUGCUUCUGCCUGAAGUCUGUAACAGCAUAUAUGCCAAAGGCUCUCAUUGAUGCUUACCUCUCUGCAGCAGCAUUGCUUGUCAUUGUAUCACAGUUCACUUUUAUCUUUGAUGUCAUGCUUGACUUCCAUAAGGGCUCUCGAGACAUUUUCUGUAAUGUAUUUUAUUAUUUCCUGGCUCUCCCAAGGUCUAACGCCACCAGCAUACUGCUAUUUUUGCUUAGCAUGGCCAUACUACAAAUCAGUAAAACUAUCAGGAUAACUUAUAUACGUAGUCCUAUCGCAUUUCCUAUGGAACUUCUCUUGAUCAUCACAGCCACCAUUAUUGCUAAUCAUAUUCAUCUUCAUGCUGAAUCUAGUAGUGCUGUGGUCAGUAUGAUUCCUCAGAGGUUUCUACCUCCUACACUGCCAGAUUUAUCAAACCUGAGCAAGAUCAUAUUGCAUGCUUUCUCCCUUGCUACUGUAAGCUGCUUCCUUCUUGUUUUUAUUGGAGAGAAGUAUGCUUCGCUUCACAACUACAGCAUUUCCAGCAGUCAGGAACUAAUAGCUGUGGGGCUUUGCAAUAUUUGCAGCUCAUUUUUCAAAGGCUUUGCUGUCAGCUGUGCUAUUUCUGGAACUGUCAUUCAAGAGAAGACAGGUGGAAGAACCCAGAUAGCAGCACUGAUGGGAGCAGCUAUAAUGCUGGUGAUUGCAUUGAAACUAGGACGCUUUUUCCAGGUGAUACCUAACAGUGUGCUGGCUGCUAUUGUGGUAUUUAACAUGCUACCUUUUCUUGAAAAAAUUCUGGACAUUCCUACCCUGUGGAGAAAGGAUAAGUAUCAUUUAGCUAUUUGGCUUGGAACUUUUGCUGUAGUGCUUCGUCUUGGUCUUGAUAUUGGUUUAGUGAUCGCCCUGGCAAUUGCAUUCUUCAUAAUCAGCAUCAGGUCACACAGAAUGAAGAUGAUGGAGCUGGGACAAGUUCCAAACACGAAUAUUUAUGGAAGUUUAUCUGUCUGCAGAGCCGCAAUGGAGAUUGAUGGUGUCAAAAUCUUUCAGUGCUGUUCUUCCAUUUCUUUUGCAAAUAUGAAUAACUUCAAAAAUUACUUGUUACACAAGAUGGACAUGAAAACAGUGCCUCUAAAUCCAAAUGAAAUGAGGGCUUUAGUUUCAGCUAGUCUGUCUGACACUUCAGUGGAAAGCAGAGAUUUUAAAUGCUCUUGUGUCUGUGAUCCACCUCCACCACCACCUCAGGUACCAUAUACAGAGAAACUGGUGAAGUCACGUCAGGUAGACGGUACUUCCACGUCAUCUUCAGUUAAGUCGGUACACUGGUCAAAGUACAGAGUCAGACAAAACUCUGGGAUGCUCUUGCUGGGAGCAGCUAAUGCACAGUCUGCAUCUCCAGGCACACGACUUAAGCCUGAAAUGGAUAAGGAUGAAGGGAAACAAGCUGGUGUUUUACCGGGCUCUGCAGCUGCUAAUUCCUCAGCACAGUUGUAUCAGGAAGAACAGACAGUGCAUUUGCCAGGUCCAGUUCACACCAUUAUUUUGGACUUCAGCAUGGUCCAGUUUGUGGAUUUGCAAGGUUCAGACUUACUACGACAGAUCUUCCAUAUGUUUUUCAAUAUCGGCAUUACAGUCCUUAUAGCUGGCUGUCACUCCUCUGUGAUAGAAGCCUUUGAGAAGAAUGAGUUCUUCGACAGCUGCGUCACCAAAGAGAAGUUCUUUCUUACUCUUCACGAUGCUCUGCUGGCUGCUUUGGCGAAGCAUCAAAAGCCAGAUGAGAUAGAACUUACUGCAAAAGAGCAUGCUGAAAAGCUACAAGCUGAAGAUGAGAUGGAAAUAAAUUUGCUUAUGGAGAAGAAUGGAGGCUUUUUGUCUGCAAAGAAGCCUAACAGCAAACUACUGCGUGAAGAGCUAAUAUCAGAUAACUCAUGCUCAGCCCAGAAUGCAGCAGAGUCAAGCUCUCCCCAGCAGUUUGAAAUUCCAUCCCUUCAAUUGAAUUUCCAGGACCCUGUGUGGGACAAGGAAUGGAAGCAUAACAGCAACGUCUGAAUUGCAACUACUGGGGAAUUGGGAUUUCAGUAGAAGGAAGAAAGCUACAGUUAAGCAACAGUUCUGAUCAUUCUUAUCAGUAUUUGAUGCUCUUUUUUUUUUUUUUUUUUCCUGUUCCAGAGUUUUUAAAAUAGACAGCUUGACUAAUGCCUACAGUAAUUUCGUGGUUCUUAUCAAAAAGGAACAUCUAGAUAAUUAUUUUCAAGUAGAUAUGAUACUCUCAGCAAUGCACAAGAUAAUUCCUAGUUUUGGUGAAUUCUGGCAAAUGAUUUGUGUUUCUUUUCUGAAAUUAUUUAGAAGUUAGUUUAAAUGCUGCAGCUUAGCACUUAUGUAUUUAUUGAUUGGGAGUAAAUAAAACUCAUCUGCUGUCUCUGAACAGAUUACGUACAGGCAGAUUCAUUAUCUUCAGAGUGUGUAGAGUGAUGUGAACUUCAAAGAAAAGCAUUUUCUUAUUACUGUUCAACAAAUUGCGGAAGUUGAUAUCGUCAGCACUAACAUAACAUGAUGUCAGUUCUUUGAAUAUUUUUUCUGUUUAAUUUACCAGAACUAAAUCCCAGUAAACAAUUUUUUUAAUUACA